AUGAAGACAAGUUUUUUUGAUGAGCGGAGGGAGGUCUGAGACAUUUACGUGUAGAGAAAAGGGUCUCUCUGAGACACUCACUCAUUAAAGGAGCUCUGCAACUCUGUCAGCCUCAUCGGUGUGGUGGCCGCGACCGUCGAACUCAAACACCUCCCCUCCGGCAAGGUGGUGGCGUGGACCCGCCUCUCUGUCAAGAAGAACGCCACGCAAGUGUCCUCCAUAAGCCUCACUUUCUGGGACGAAGAAGAUUAAGGGAUAUAGGAGUUGAAUCCAAUGAAGAUUUUAAUGGAGGGAACAAUAUAGUCAGAGAGUUUGUUGGUUUUAGCAAUAGGAAACAGGAAGCUAAAAGGUAUGGAUCAUCCGAGUUUCGAGAUCUUCAACAAUGGGGAAAAAGCGUGCGAUGACGCCGGCGGAGGAUGUUGACUUGUCCUCCAUCAAGUACGAACGAGAGGUUGUGCAAGCUCCACAUUUGACUGGAUUUGUAUUUAGAUUCUUUGUGAGGAUACUCGAAGCUCCGCUGAUAGGCCCUAUCAUAAUAAAUUAUUUGAAGAAGCAAAAUAAAAUUAACCAAGUUUGUUUAUUGCAGUACACUGUGAUACCUGAGGAACCCAUGUUCAAACCUGAAUAUCCACCUCAAGGGGAAGAAUAUGCCAAGGAUGGAGAAAGGAAAGGUUUGGGUGGAAUUUGCAGGUCGAUUGGAAGGAACAAUUCAGGAGCAAUAUAUCUUACAGUUCCCCUUGCAACCAGCAUUGAUAUAGUACUUUUUUCUCUUGGACAUAUUUUAGCAAGCCCAAAAUCUGAUAUUUUGGGGCCAAACAACUCAUCUAGCAGUAUAUUAAAUGAAAUAUUUGCGUGCUGAGAUGAAGAGCCUCCAUUAGAAGCACAAAAUUAUGCGUCAAGUAUAGGAGCAUUCACGAUUUCUUCUUGUCCACGUGUGGAGUGUUCACGUGGCCAAUGAGGACACAAGAAAAAGCAUGAGAAUGGAGUGUCUUAUUCAAAAGUAACGUGGAGUAACAGAAAAGAUGCUUGUGUGUCUACACAACUCAACUUAUUUGCUCAAACCCUCAGUCUCGCUCUGAUGCUUGUGCCAUAGCCACUAUCUCCUCAAUUUCGUCGAGAAGAUGGAUAUUCGGCAAAGUCGUGGUUGGAUGUAUGAUAGACUAAAUUCAGAUCGAAGGGGAUAUACUGACCCAUUUUUAAAUGGGGUAGAUGAAUUUGUGUCUUAUGCAUCCUUACAAACAAACUUAUCAAAUGGAAAAAAUGAGAUGUCCUUGUUUUAAAUGCAAAAACUUGAAGUUCUUAACUUCUGAAGAACUUAAAGUUCAUCUUUAUAAGAAAGGAUUCAUACCUGAUCUUUAUGAUGCUGUUGGUUCAGACUAUGAAACCCAUUAUGAUCAAGAAAUGGAUGAGUCUCCAAAUAUAGAUGCCCAAAAGUUUUAUGACUUGCUACAUGCAGCUCAAAAGCCAUUAUGGCCAGGAUGUAAUGAUCAUAUUGAAUUAUCUGUUGCUGUUAGAUUGUUGGCAAUUAAAUCAGAGGGAAACAUGUCCCAACGAUCUUUUGAUCAAACAGUGGCUCUUAUGAAGGAGACACAUCCUCCAAAUAAUCUUACCCCGAAAGAUUAUUAUAGGACAAAAAAAAUAGUUUCAAAACUUGGUUUGACAGCGAAAAAGAUUGAUUGUUGUAUCGAUGGCUGUAUGUUGUUCUACACUUUUGAAGAUAUGCAAUUAAAAGAAUGCAAGUUUUGUCAUAAACCUCGUUACCAAAAAAAAAAGGUUGGCAUGGGUAAACACAAAGAAGUACCUGUGAAGAGAAUGCAUUACUUACCACUCAUUCCUAGGCUUAAGAGAUUAUAUGCCUCAAUGAGUUCUGCUCCACAUAUGAGGUGGCAUUAUGAGAAUAGACGAGAACCAGGGGCGUUGUGUCAUCCAUCAGAUGGUGAAGCCUGGAAGCACUUUGAUCAAAUGUAUCCUGAAUUUGCAAGUGAACCAAGAAAUGUGAGGUUAGGUUUAAGUGCCGAUGGUUUUGCGCCUUUUACUAAUACUGCUAAACAUUAUUCUUGCUGGCCAGUAAUUGUCACACCUUAUAAUCUUCCUCCAGAACUAUGCAUGACAACUCCUUAUAUGUUUUUGACAUUGCUCAUUCCUGGACCACAUAAUCCCAAAGGUAAGAUAGAUGUGUAUUUGCAACCGUUGAUAGAUGAGCUAAAACAGUUAUGGAAUGAAGGAGUGGUGACAUAUGACAUUUCGAGAAAACAAAAUUUUGUAAUGAAAGCUACACUAAUGUGGACUAUUAGUGAUUUUCCUGCAAAUGCAAUAUUGUCAGGUUGGAGUACAUAUGGUAGAUUAGCAUGUCCGUAUUGUAUGAAUUAAUCAAAGGCUUCCAGAUUGAAAAACGGAAGUAAAUUUUCUUGGUUUGAUUCACAUCGUCAAUUUUUGCCUAUGAACCAUUCUUUUAGGAGAAAUAAGGAUGCAUUUUACAAGAAUCGGAUAGAAAAAUCUCAACCACCUCAAUUUUUAAGUGGGAAUGAAGUAUGGGAACAAGUUUGCUGUCUCCCAAAAAUAACUGAGGUUAGUCCUUGUAUAUGUGAUGGACAUGGUGUGUCUCAUAAUUGGACAAAGCAAAGCAUCUUUUGGGAGUUGCCUUAUUGGAAAACCAACUUAAUAAGACAUAAUCUUGAUGUGAUGCAUAUAGAGAAAAAUGUGUUUGAUAAUGUCUUUAAUACAGUGAUGGACAUCAAAGAUAAGACUAAAGAUGAUGUCAAUGCAAGAAAAGAUUUGAAAGAACAUUGUCGACGACGUGAAUUAGAACUACAAGUGCAGACUAAUGGAAAAGAGUUAAAGCCUAAGGCAAAGUUUGUUUUAUCCAAUGAACAAAAAAAGGUUGUCUGCAAAUGGGUUAGUGAGUUGAAAAUGCCGACGGUUAUGCCUCAAAUUUGCAUAGAUGUGUAAACAUAGAAGAAAGGAAGUUUUAUGGAAUGAAAAGUCAUGAUUCUCAUGUUUUCAUGGAGAGACUAUUACCCAUUGCUUUUCGUGCAUUACCACAUCAAGUAUGGAAUCCUAUAACUGAGUUAAGUAAAUUUUUUAAGGAUUUAUGCUCAACAAUAUUACGAGUGGAUGAUUUGUUGUUGAUGGAACAAAACAUUAUUAUUACAACAUGUAAGUUGGAACGAAUCUUUCCACCUGCAUUCUUUAAUUCCAUGGAGCAUCUUCCUAUUCAUUUACCUUAUGAAGCAAAGGUGGGAGGUCCAGUUCAAUAUCGAUGGAUGUAUCCGUUUGAGAGGUAUUUGAAUAGAUUGAAACGGAUGGUUAAAAACAAAUCACAUGUUGAAGGAUCAAUUUGUGAAGCAUAUUUAUGCCUAGAGACUUCUCAUUUCUGUUCAUAUUACUUUGAGUCUCAUGUGCAAUCAAUGAGAACUAGAGUUGGUCGAAAUGAUUUUACUUCUCUACCUUAUGCUUUUCCACCUAUUGAUCCAUCACCUAGAACAUCUCAAUUCCCAACUUCACCUUUGGUACAAGGAGUACAAUCAUCUAAUUCACAACCCAAUUCAGAUGAAGGACCUAAUCCUAGAUCAACUAGAUCAACUGAUGUUGCACUAGAGACACAAGAAAAUAGUGGCAAGCCAAUCUUAAACCUUGAUGGGCAAGGAUUCUUACCUUCCCACCCUGCAGCUAAUGGAAUUGGAGAUAUCCUCAAAAGUCAUUAUACUAAUCCAUGGCCAUCAUGGAAGCAAAUUCCAAUUAGCACAAGAGACUUAUGGUUUGGAGAGUUUUUGACAAAGUUGAAUGGAAUUCCUCCUACUAUAUCUGAAUUGUUUCGUCGCACACACCAACGGAAGGACAAGUCAUGGGUGGACAGGAAAUCAGAACAAGUUAAUGAAAAAUUUUCACGCAUAUUUGAAGAAUUAACCCAAAAAGCAAAUGAAGAAGGAACUACUCCACCAAAUGAGUUAGAUGUGUGGUGUGAUGUAGCUAGAACCAAAGGAGGAAAAAUAUAUGGCCUUGGAAUGGAAUCUUCUGUAGUGGCAGGAAGACCAUAUUAUCGUGGCUCUUCUUCUUCCUCAAAUGAGUGGGUACAAAGACAAGAACUUGAUGAACUAAAAAAAGAUUUGGAAGAAGUUAAAAAUGAAAGAGAUGAGCUUCGAGUUAAAGUUUUAAAUAUUGAGAAACUCUUUGAGCAAAACAAUGCAAUGAUACGACAAUGGAUGGAUAGUAUUAAUCGUCAUUCCAUGCCACCUAGUAUAGAGGAUAGUGAAGAUGAGGAUGAGACACAACCACCCAGUCAACCAUUUAAUCCUAAUAGAGAUGACUAUUUUAGAAGAAACAAAAGAAUGUGAUGUACAAGAAGAGUUCUACGCACAACAUAAAGGACAUUUUACUUUAUGGAAGUCAUACAUGGAUAUGAUUGGUUGCAUUUUGCUUUAAAGUUUAAUAUGCAUCUGCUAAUAAAUGGAUAUGAUUGGUUGGAUUUUGCUUUAAA
Molecule: messenger RNA, 4477 nt
Organism: Cajanus cajan (pigeon pea)
Lineage: Eukaryota; Viridiplantae; Streptophyta; Magnoliopsida; Fabales; Fabaceae
Source: RefSeq, a predicted model, not a curated record